Aphanomyces astaci is the source of this 648-nucleotide messenger RNA. RefSeq lists its product as hypothetical. Lineage: Eukaryota; Oomycota; Saprolegniomycetes; Saprolegniales; Verrucalvaceae. The coding region runs from base 1 to 648 and encodes 215 amino acids. The transcript has a single exon. The record is from RefSeq and is a predicted model, not a curated record.
AUGGCCUCGCGCCAACUCUCUGAAAUCGACGAAGGGCUGUACCUCGUAGCCAGAAUCGUCAUGCGGUUGGCUGCGGUGGCGGUGGAUAUCUUCGUGAGUGUGGCGGCGGAGUCGAAUCGCUUCAACAUCUCGGACGCCAACUUGUUCUUCAACCGAGUCGCGAGCACCGUGUGGAUAGGUCGUCCGUUGCUCGUGCUGCUGGGGCUCGUGGUGGUGCUGGUCCUGAGCAUGUGUCAAGUGCCGUUGUUUCAACGCUCGUCAGGACUCACCAGACUUCAGCAUACCCCCCGCCCCAUCCUGUCGACGAUGAUCCUUGUGGGGGAAGCCACGUGGCUAUCUUACAUGAUGCACGAUACAUGGAUGAUCACGGUGUCCAGUGGGGCGGAUUCGAUUGAGCACGCCACUCAAUCAAUUUCGAAUCGCCUGCUUGACACUAUAAUAACGUUAUUGAGGAUUCCUGGCUGUCUGGGCUCCAAGGCGCGGCUGGCGGGGUUGGUCACCGUCCAAGCCGCUAGCUUUGUCGUGGCAUACGUUGGCUUGAAGGUGUGGCGGGCCCCGAUCAUCCGUGAGACGACAGCGCCACUCGUCAUGCACACGGCGGCCGCAGUGCACUUACAGCCCACCAAUGGCAAACGGACGAGGAUGUAG